Messenger RNA from Mus caroli (Ryukyu mouse), 2624 nucleotides. RefSeq names its product solute carrier family 29 member 2 (gene Slc29a2). Gene Ontology annotation, molecular function: nucleoside transmembrane transporter activity. Lineage: Eukaryota; Metazoa; Chordata; Mammalia; Rodentia; Muridae. The record is from RefSeq and is a predicted model, not a curated record. Gene Ontology annotation, biological process: guanine transport; uridine transmembrane transport; adenine transport. Gene Ontology annotation, cellular component: basolateral plasma membrane; plasma membrane.
CCCUCCCCAGAGAUUCCGGACACGCGCCUAAGGAGAAGACCCGUGUGAGGCGAAGGGGCGGCGGUGAGACGCAGCUUCAGGCGCGGAAGCAAGCUAGAAGGCGGAACCCAAUACCCUAAAGGCACAGCCACCAGCGAGGCGGAGUCUGGAGAGCGGGCGUCCGGGGGAGGGGUGCGAUGGCUCUUUGUUCCCGCCCUGGAGGCGGAGCCGAGGUCGGAGCUUGCAAAACGUGGUCCGCGGUGUAACCCAACCCGGACCCUCCGCUACGGCGCUCCGACCUUGGGAAUCCUGGACCCCGACCAGCGUCGCUCUCCUUCGGCCUCCCAGCCCUGCGUAGGCGCAGGUGCAGCCGCCUUGCUGUGGGCCUGGUGCAGUAGGACUGCGGCAGCCAUGGCGCGGGGAAACGCCCCUCGGGACAGCUACCACCUGGUUGGGAUCAGCUUCUUCAUUCUGGGACUGGGCACCCUCCUCCCCUGGAACUUCUUCAUUACCGCCAUCCCGUACUUCCAGGGGCGGUUAGCAGGGACCAACAGCAGUGCUGAGACCUUGGGCACCAACCACACCAGUCCCACAGACACUUUCAACUUCAACAACUGGGUGACACUGUUGUCCCAGCUGCCUCUCCUGCUCUUCACUCUCCUCAACUCCUUCCUGUAUCAGUGCAUCCCCGAGUCGGUGCGGAUUCUGGGCAGCCUGCUGGCCAUACUACUGCUCUUUGCCCUGACAGCAGCAUUAGUGAAGGUGGACUUGAGCCCUGGGCUGUUCUUCUCUGUCACCAUGGCGUCCGUCUGGUUCAUCAAUUCCUUCUGUGCCGUGCUUCAAGGCAGCCUCUUUGGGCAGCUGGGUACCAUGCCUUCUACCUACAGCACCCUCUUCCUCAGUGGUCAGGGUCUGGCUGGGAUCUUCGCUGCCCUUGCUAUGCUCAUGUCCUUGGCCAGUGGCCUGGAUGCCCAGACCUCUGCCCUUGGAUACUUCAUCACACCCUGUGUGGGCAUCCUCCUCUCCAUCGUAUGUUACCUCAGCCUGCCCCAUCUGAAGUUUGCCCGUUACUACCUGACCGAGAAGCUGUCUCAGGCCCCAACUCAGGAGCUGGAGACCAAAGCUGAGCUCCUCCAAGCUGAUGAGAAGAAUGGGGUUCCCAUCAGCCCCCAACAGGCCAGCCCAACUCUGGAUCUUGACCCUGAGAAGGAGCCGGAGCCGGAGGAGCCACGGAAGCCAGGAAAACCUUCAGUCUUUGUUGUCUUCCGGAAGAUCUGGCUGACGGCGCUGUGCCUUGUGUUGGUCUUCACAGUCACCCUGUCGGUCUUUCCUGCCAUCACAGCCAUGGUGACCACCAGCUCCAAUAGCCCCGGGAAGUGGGGUCUGUUCUUCAACCCUAUCUGUUGCUUCCUGCUCUUCAACGUCAUGGAUUGGCUGGGCCGGAGCCUGACCUCCUACUUCCUAUGGCCAGAUGAGGACAGCCAGCAGCUGCUGCCCCUGCUGGUGUGCCUGCGUUUCCUGUUCGUCCCACUCUUCAUGCUGUGCCACGUGCCCCAGCACGCCCGGCUGCCCAUCAUCUUCAGGCAGGAUGCCUACUUCAUCACCUUCAUGCUGCUCUUCGCUGUUUCCAACGGCUACUUGGUGUCUCUCACCAUGUGCCUGGCACCCAGGCAGGUGUUGCCGCAUGAGAGGGAAGUAGCCGGAGCCCUCAUGACCUUCUUCCUGGCCCUGGGACUCUCCUGCGGAGCCUCCCUUUCCUUCCUCUUCAAGGCUUUACUCUGAGGACCACCAGUGCUCCACACAGUCCUCCCCUCAGUGCAGCUUGUGGAGUUGGGACGUUCACAGGGAAGGACCUCCAAUAUACCUGGUCUCUUGGUCUGUGGGUACGUGGCUUACGUGGCUGGCAGCCUCGGUGCAUAUGGUGAGGAGGAGUCCACCAUUGGUCACUCUGCCUCUCAGCUAGGAGUGACACGGGACACAGAAACCUGGAGCCCACAGAGAUGCACAAAAGGGCAAGUUGGAAGGCAGCUGUCGGGGAAGCAGGUGCAGGGCCCUUCACUGCCCUCCUGACUACAUUUCUUCAUCAGUCCACCCACUGACCCCAGGGAGCAAAGCCAGCUGUAGGUCUUGCUUAGGACCCUCGGCUCAGAGUGGGACCUGGGACCAGCUCCAGAGCGUCAGCCCCUUCUCACCCACAGGCCCUGAGAGGGCAUGAAGUGUCAUGGAAACUGAGGGGAAGAGAAAGCUCAAAGGACCUCUGAGCCUCCAACAGGGUUUUCUCGAAGCCAACGCCCCUAGAAUCCAGAUGGGCCUGUCUGACAGAAAGGCAGUUGGCCUGCAUGUGUUGUGCACUGCACUUUACAGUUUGCAAAGUUUUUCCAGAACCACUCACAGAAGCCUCUGUGAGGCCUUUGGAACAAGCUGGGCAGGGAUCAUCCCCAGGUGGGAUUUGACUGUCUAUGGAAGAUUAAGGCGAUGGCCUUCAUCGCCUUCCUUGUAGGUGCUGCCCCUGAGGCCCGCCACUUGCUUCUUUUCCUCAGAGGUCUCCAGGCAGGUGCCCUUGGCACUUGCUACUGUGUUUUUGCCCCAUUUCUCCUCCGACCCUGCUCCUGCAUCCAAUUAAAACUGUUCAUUUCUACGAUGGA